AUGGAGGAUCUGAAAUAUAAAUUCUUCGGUCUUAUUAACAAGCAGAAUGCAACCAAAAUCCCGCUUAUGGGUUUGCACCCGGAUCUACUUAAUCCGCCAGAAUCACAGAAACUGGACGACGUAGAAUCAGAAGCCGACCAGUCGACCGAGAGCGAACCUAUCCCCGACCAAGAUAUAUUAGAAUCGAUAGAAGGGAUUUAUUUCAAUACGGAUCAUAGUUUUGAUCCCUCUAGACACGAAUUAGAAAAGUUGCCGAAGGUAUUGCAAUCUAAAGAGAUCGAAAAGUGUUACAAAAAGUUGAAACAGCAACACCAGGUAGUCUCCAAGAAGGUCCUGCAGCUCAUACUGCAGAAGCAGAAUGCUUGUAAAAAGGAAUUUGGAAAUAUCUUGUUGAUACAAGAACAGUUGCAAGAUGUGUUGGAAAUAUGUAGGAUGGGAAGGGCAGAUCUGAAAUUGGCUGAGAGGCAAUUUACCACUGCUAGUCUGGGCAUAUUGGCUAAUUAUAAGAAACGGCAGAUCGUCGAAGAAUUGUUAAACAAUUUAAAUACGAUAAAAACAUUGCAACGUACAGGCGAUCGUUUGCAAGAGUUGUUGAACGAGAAGAAUUAUCCCAGAGCGAUCUCGUUACUCUUGGAAUGUCAAAGCGCAGCGCAGACGUACAAGCACUUCCGUUGCAUUGCCGCUUUGAACGGAAAGCUGCAAGACAUUUUGGAGCAAGCCGAGGAAGCCCUCGAUGUCACGUUGUCGAAGAUGUGCACGCAGUUCGACGUGACGACGUACACGUCCGUCCAAGAAGCUUAUACUUUAUUGGGAAAAACGCAGUCCGCGAUGGAUCAACUGCACAUGCACUUCACCGCUGCGAUUCAUAAUACCGCUUUCGCGACCGUGCACUCGUACGCAGGCGGUGACACGAAGAGGCAGUACAAACAACUCUGCCGAUCGGUGCCCCGCGAAAGCUGCAUCGCCUGUUUAACGGAGUUGUGCAAAUCGUUGUGGACGAUUCUGAGCUCGUAUUACCUGGUAGUGAAUUGGCACAACAGCCAGGAGAGAAAAGCUGAGUUUACCACGGACGAUAAGAAUUUAGAAGAGACCUUUAGCAAACAGUACGUGAAACAUAAAUUGGAGAACAGUAUGAUUCGAGUCUGGCACGACGUUGAAAUGAAGAUAUCGAUAUUCCUGAUGAACGCCGAUUUGACUUACAUCAAGUUCGAACAGUUUGUCCAGGUUUUAGGCAUAGUUAACAGGUUGAUGGAGAUCGGGGAGGAAUUGUGCGACUUCAAGUCGGAGAACCUACAGGAAUCUAUAAGGAAGCAAUCGUUGUCGUACUUUUCGCAUUAUCACGCGUCCCGAUUAGACGAACUUCGAAUAUUCUUGGAGAACGAUGGAUGGGAAUUGUGCCCCGUUAAAUCGAACUUUGUGGCUACUCAGUUGCAGGAGUUCAAGUGUCUCAAAUCAUCGCUCAACAGUUGUAGAUCGUGGAACAACCUGGACAACGCUAACGUCAGUGAGAACGACAGUCCUAUGGGAAUAGAAUGGAUUCAGAAGUGCUUGGAGGGCGGCGCGUCUCCGUUUUCUAUCGGCUUAGACGACACGAUGGACGAAGAUAUUUUGAUGGAUAACGAGGAUAAUCCUCCAGCGUAUUUCUCUGACGAAUCCGACGACGAUAUUCCCGACGAAUUGAAAGACGAAUACGUCGACGAUUCGGAUUAUGCUAAAGCAAAUAAGAAGAAAUGCAAGCUGAAACAGUCGGGACCGAUGGUCACGAACACGACGCUGAGCGUGUUGCGCGUUUGCGGAAAGUAUUUACAAAUGUCCAGAUUGUUAAGAUCGAUCGCGGUCACUGUCAUACAGAGCAUGAUACAGUUCUACGAGUUGUGCUUUUAUACCGUGCACUUGUUCUUCACCUCGGACCUGCAAAUAAACAGCGAUUCCUUGUACAGCCCGAAACUGAAAUUAUCCUUAGCGAGGAUCAAAGAGAAUCUGAUCAUUUGCGAGAACGACGCGGAAGACGCAUCGGUCAAGUCGAACUCCGACAAAGUGCGACAGCCGCAACUCUCCUCUAUCGUGAAUCUCUCGCAACCGGAGAAACUUCACGGCUUGACCGAGCGCAUCGUGGCGGUGGAAUCUCUAAUAUUUUUAGGUCAACAAUACGAAAGCUUGAAACCUUAUCAGGAGCAUCUCAUCGGCGCUAGCCCGCAACGCGGUUUUCUUCAUCAGUUUUACAUGCAAACGAUCGCGUCGACGACCGAUUUGCGAAAACCAGUCUACAUGGCGGUCGCGUCCCAAGCGUUCGACGUUGCGAACAUCUUGAAUUUGAUGAAUAAAGUCAACUGGGAGGUGACAGACGUCAUGUCUCAGCACAGCGGAUACAUAGACGCGUUGCUUCAGGAGAUAUGCGUUUUGAAUGAAAGGCUAAAGAAUAUCGGCAGCUGUCUUCCUUUGUCGGACGAUGUGUACAACGCUGUAUGGGAGAACGUGGCACAUUUGAUAACUCAUACAUUGGUAGAAGGAUUCUCUUACGCUAAGAAGUGUUCGAACGGAGGUAGGGCACUGAUGCAGCUCGAUUUCACGCAACUGAAAUCGAAAUUCGAGACGAUCACUUGUCUAAGGCCGAUGCCUCACAGGGAGUACGUUGAAUUGUAUAUCAAAGCUUAUUAUCUGCCGGAGAAUAGUUUAGAGGAAUGGAUGAAAGAGCACAAGGAAUACUCCGUGAAGCAUUUGAUCGGUUUGAUUUCCUCGGCUUGUCAGAACAACAAGAAAACUCGGCAACGCCUGAUCGCGUUAAUAGAAGAACAGCGGCCCACUAGAUAGCAUAGAGCUAUUCAUUACAGCGCGUCUCAAGAUUAUGUCGAAAUAGGAAUUACGUAGUGGAUGAAUUUCGAAAAUCAAUUCGGUAAAGAGAAGAGAUACAUGUAUUUUCUUCGUGUACAUAGUCGGGAACCCGACGGACCAGUGUGCAGACCGACUUCGUAAACGAGAUGCGAUAGGAAAAGCACGAAAUUGUUAAUCCAGCGAUAUACACCACUUAAAUGUAAGUAAUCGUUUAAAAGAAUCUCAUAUCGAAGUUUUUCAUUUCUAAUCAGAUACACGGACACGAUACUGUUACUAUUAUUAUUCUAAUUCUACGCAUUAUACGGGAUGUAAGAUGUAUAUGUACGUGAGGUUUAUUAUUGAGAACAGUUGUAGUAUUAACGAGUUUCUAAAUGGAACGUACAUCUCCGAAGAAAGGACAUUAUCGACAUUUGUUGAUAAAAGAUUCGUGCACGAGCUUCUCGACUGAUCGCGAGUUAUUACAUAAAAACCGACUAAUAAGGUGUAAAUAAUUUGUCUUAAUAUCCGUUUUAUUUUCAUAGAUCUGUUCACGAUACGAUGUGUGAUAUAACGAUUGAAAAUAUUUUUUAAAUAUACAUGUAUAAAUAUAUAUUGUUCCACACUGAAUAGUGUAACUUUGAUAAAGUUGUGUUCUUCUGAUCAGUUAAGAGAUAAACGUUGUCGUUAAACUACCGAUUGGACAGUUACGAUAGUUUGUAAAUAUUUCAAUGAUCAUUCACGAAAAUUAAGUGCAAUUACAUACGUUCUGUUCGAAUAUAAGUUCGUUUUAUAUCUCGAUGAAACAACGUCCAUUCGUUUUAUAAUUUAAAGGUGUCUUUAUUAUACAAAUAAUAAUAAUAAUAAUAAUAAUAAUAAUAAUAAUAUACAAGUACAUAUAUCUUUUUCUGGAUUCAUCGGUUUCCAAUUUUGUAAAAAUUAUCGUUAUUUAUCUGUAUUAGUAUCCGCUGUAGCGUUACGUUUAUCAUACAUUUAGAUGUUUUACUAGAAACCAAAAGAUUCUGUUGCACCUCUAGAAGUGUUGCUUUCUGAGAAGGUACUUCAAAGUUUGACUCCGUUUCAAGGAAUGUAUGGCUGUUCAUUUUUAUUCUUUUGGGUAUCUACAGCUAGACGGUUCAAAAAUUUAUACAAAAGAUCAAUGUAGUUACCAUAGUACGAAUAUCCUAGCGGUUAAAACGAACGACCGAGAAACACUCUCUCACGCGUAAUGUUGUACAAGUCGUCGUCGACUGUGAAAAAAAAAAAGUGAUCCGAAACGAUCGACGGUGCAUUGAGAAUUCUCUGGCUAAUAGUAGAGGGGCAGCGUUUUCCAAAUUCCUGAACUUUAUGGACCGCGAUUACAGUCAAAUGAAAUCAAGUGUUGAUAAAAUGAUAGUCGUAUCACCUCUAAAUCUGUAACGCGUUCCUCCGUCUAAAAGAUUCGACCGCGUGCGAACGUUCGUUCCUUGGUUUUAAAAAAUGUCUCUGACUAAUUUUGUAUGAAACGAAGGACACGAUUCAUGGAGCGCAAACGUUACGAAACGCUGAUGAUUUUACCGAGUCAACCGAUUUCUUCCUCUUAUGCUCCGAAGCGUUUUAUAUUGAGCCCUGCGUUCUGAAUGGCCCCUGUUAAAAAAAUUGUAGGAAAAUGUAGAAGAAGGUACGCACACGUGUGAACCAAACAAUACCGAAUGCUUACUUUGACAAUAAAUCCGUUUUCGACAAUGCCACUGGCCAACGACAGGUUUAACUAACAACAAUUUGUUUCUUUCUCGAAAUAAAGUCUGUAACUCGACCAUAAAUGCUUUCGCCGUUUGACACUGCGAGCAGAAGAUGAAUAAAUGUAUAGAUGAAACUUG
Molecule: messenger RNA, 4667 nt
Organism: Ceratina calcarata
Lineage: Eukaryota; Metazoa; Arthropoda; Insecta; Hymenoptera; Apidae
Gene: Vps50
Product: vacuolar protein sorting 50
Exons: 9
Coding region: 1-2811 (936 amino acids)
Biological process (GO): endocytic recycling; retrograde transport, endosome to Golgi
Cellular component (GO): EARP complex
Molecular function (GO): SNARE binding
Source: RefSeq, a predicted model, not a curated record